Messenger RNA from Sorghum bicolor (sorghum), 806 nucleotides. RefSeq names its product pollen allergen Phl p 2. The record is from RefSeq and is a predicted model, not a curated record. NCBI's taxonomy places the organism in Eukaryota, Viridiplantae, Streptophyta, Magnoliopsida, Poales, Poaceae. The transcript has a single exon. Bases 90 to 455 code for a protein of 121 amino acids.
ACACACAUCACCCACAUCCAUCCAUCCCUCUCCAUCGAUCAAGAAAUAAACAAGAAGGUUCUGCCAACUUGCUACUUUCUAGCUCACCAAUGGCCUCCUCAUCGUCCUUCUGCUUCCUACUCGCGGUGGUGGCAUUGGCGGCAUUGUUUGCCAUCGGCUCGUGCGGCACUACGCUCACCAUCGAGGUCGGUAAGGACUCCACCUCCACCAAAUUAUCCCUUAUCACCAACGUCGCCAUCUCCGAGGUGUCGGUCAAGCCCAAGGGAGCCACGGAUUUCACGGACGACCUCAAGGAGUCAGAGCCUAAGACUUUUACGCUCGACAGCAAGGAGCCGAUUGAGGGACCUAUCGCCUUCCGCUUCCUUGCGAAGGGUGGUGGCUACCGUGUUGUCGAUAAUGCGAUCCCUGCUGACUUCAAGGCCGGCUCGGUUUACAAGACCACCGAACAAGUCUAAGCAAUGGACACAUGUGGUCAUCUGCCGCGUAGAGAUUAUACUGACCUCUAAAUAAAUUUUCUACAGAGACCAAGGGUACAGAAUGACCAUGCCAAAUUUUUUUUUCUAUGAUUAUUUAGAGGUAGGCUACCACAAAAUAAAUUAUACUAUGUUCUCCCACAUGUUGUUGUGGAGCACUGGAGCUAUAUGCACACACUUUACAAUAUUGUUUAUGUGUGGUAAAAUAGUGGCCGUGUACUUUGGUUUUCCAAACUUCUAAUAAAUAUAUGUAUGUAAGAAUCGAUGAAGCAUGUUUACCUUGUGUAGCAUGGAAGAAAUGCUAUGGAAUUUCAAUUUACACGUGAUGUUUUU